Messenger RNA from Coregonus sp. 'balchen', 21265 nucleotides. Lineage: Eukaryota; Metazoa; Chordata; Actinopteri; Salmoniformes; Salmonidae. The record is from the annotation of a GenBank genome assembly.
CCAGCCGGGUUGGUGUCGUGGUGGUGGUGGUGGUGGUGGUGGUGGGUGGGGUUCCACAGUUGAAAUGAAAAUGCUGUGAUUGUUUGUACACGGCUGUGGCUGUUAAGACAAUGGCAGCGUGUGUGAGAGCUAGCCUCUCUGUCAUGUUGAAUACCAUGGUGGGGUUGAUUCCCACUUGAUUGACAAAGCCCUGCCAAUUGUGUCAGCGUGUCAAUCUGUGCUGUUCACUGGCGUCAUUGUCAGGACCGGGUUUGUUGUUGCUGUCCUGGAAAACAAACUCCCUCUGCCCUUCAUCCAUGCUGUCCCGAUACCGGAAGUCAAGUUGAAACAACUUAUUUAAAGUAAAAUAUAGUGACGUGCGUAGCCGUAGAGGCUUGCGAUUGUUCAAUGGGUGAACAUGUAAAAUAUACUGGACUGUAUGUGUGUUUUAAGUGAAGGACAGAUCUGUAUGUUUUAAACCAUAUAGUGGUUGUGCCACACAGGAUAUAUGCCUGUCCUGCUGCAAUGAAAACAAUGACAGUGUGGUUUUGUUUGCUGCACACACUUCCUGUUAGAGUUGUUCUUCUCAGCUACAUUUUCCUGUGACAGUCGAUUCCAAUAAUUUGUGUUUGAUGUCUGAAAAGGGCUUAGAAUGCCUCAAAGCCUUAAAAGGACUCCUUAACGAUAGAAGCACACACUGAUAAUUAUACAUAAAGCAAUUAAGGAACAUAAUCUUAUGAGAAAAAGCUCUGUUCACCUCUAUCUGGUUAUAAAUUAAUUAAUGGAAGAGGAGCACCUAGGAACCAUUAUUCAUGUCUCUUUGUUUCACUCCUUAAAGGGGAGGCACUUUCCAUCCCAUCGAGCUAAUGAGUGUAGAUUUAAUUAUUGUCCGCUCUAGUCCGCUCUCUCUUUCAUCCACUGCACUUGAUUUCUACUUAGGGUUAUUUUGGGUUAUUGCAUACUCUUUGUAAGGACAGCCAUUCUCUCAAUGUAAUCUGUCACAGAGGUGAGGGGUGUGACUAACCUGUGUCUGUGUGUGUGUGUGUGUGUGUGUGUGUGUGUGUGUGUGUGUGUGUGUGUGUGUGUGUGUGUCUGUGUAUAUGUGUGUGUGUGUGUGUGUGUGUGUGUGUGUGUGUGUGUGUGUGUGUGUGUGUGUGUGUGUGUGUGUGUGUUUGUGUGUGUGUGUGUGUGUGUGUGCGUGCGUUCGAACAUGUUCAUGUGUGUUUUGGUGUGUGUGUCUACCUUAUAGCAGACAUCACUCCCCACUCCAGGAUGUGUGACUGUGACGUGGACGUGUCCUCGGAGCCCACCAGCCCCAGGCUCUACGGUGAGUCCUCUGACAAAUACUGCCAUGUGGACCGCUGGCAGAAGCUCCGCACUGCCGUCCGCAAGCUGGAGUUCUGGGAGAACUUCACCGCCGAGCUCAUCGGGAGCGGCUUCUUCUCUAAAGUCUACAAGGUACCUGGUCCAUCCCUAGCCAUCUGUAUUGAACCUAGUGUGCAUCCCAAAUGGCACCCUAUUCUCUAUAGAGUGCACUCUUUUUGACCAUAGCCCUAUGGGCCCUUGUAAAAAUGAUGCACUAUAUACACAAUAGGGUUCCAUUUGCGAUGGUGGCAAUGCCAUUAUUAGCUUGCACUCCAUAAAGAAUGCCUGAGCAAACAAAAACCUGGGAGUACACAAUGGUACUCCACUGUGCUUCAGUUUACAAUCUGCACUAUGUGCUUCAGUAGCGGAAUAGGGAGAGAAAGGUGACAUGUACAGUGAGGGAAAAAAGUAUUUGAUCCCCUGAUGAUUUUGUACGUUUGCCCACUGACAAAGACAUGAUCAGUCUAUAAUUUUAAUGGUAGGUUUAUUUGAACAGUGAGAGACAGAAUAACAACAAAAAAAUCCAGAAAAAACGCAUGUCAAAAAUGUUAUUACAUUUACAUUUACAUUUAGCAGACGCUCUUAUCCAGAGCGACUUACAAAUUGGUGCAUUCACCUUAUAGCCAGUGGGAUAACCACUUUACAAUAUGUAUUUUUUUUCUUUCUUUGGGGUGGGGUAAGGGGGGGUAAAAGGAUUACUUUAUCCUAUCCCAGGUAUUCCUUAAAGAGGUGGGGUUUCAAGUGUCUCCGGAAGGUGGUGAGUGACUCCGCUGUCCUGGCGUCGUGAGGGAGCUUGUUCCACCAUUGGGGUGCCAGAGCAGUGAACAGUUUUGACUGGGCUGAGCGGGAAAUGUGCUUCCGCAGAGGUAGGGGGGCCAGCAGGCCAGAGGUGGAUGAACGCAAUGCCCUCGUUUGGGUGUAGGGACUUAUCAGAGCCUGAAGGUACGGAGGUGCCGUUCCCCUCACAGCUCCGUAGGCAAGCACCAUGGUCUUGUAGCAGAUGCGAGCUUCAACUGGAAGCCAGUGGAGUGUGCAGAGGAGCGGGGUGACGUGAGAGAACUUGGGAAGGUUGAACACCAGACGGGCUGCGGCAUUCUUGAUGAGUUGUAGGGGUUUAAUGGCACAGGCAGGGAGCCCAGCCAACAGCGAGUUUUAGUAAUCCAGACGGGAGAUGACAAGUGCCUGGAUUAGGACCUGUGCCGCUUCCUGUGUAAGGCAGGGUCGUACUCUCCGAAUGUUGUAGAGCAUGAACCUACAGGAUCCGGUCACCGCCUUGAUGUUAGUGGACAACGACAGGGUUUUGUCCAGGGUCACGCCAAGGCUCUUCGCACUCUGGGAGGAGGACACAACGGAGUUGUCAACCGUGAUGAUGAGAUCAUGGAACGGGCAGUCCUUCCCCGGGAGGAAGAGCAGCUCCGUCUUGCCGAGGUUCAGCUUGAGGUGGUGAUCCGUCAUCCACACUGAUAUGUCUGCCAGACAUGCAGAGAUGCGAUUCGCCGCCUGGUUAUCAGAAGGGGGAAAGGAGAAGAUUAGUUGUGUGCCGUCUGCGUAGCAAUGAUAGGAGAGGCCAUGUGAGGAUAUGACAGAGCCAAGUGACUUGGUGUAUAGCGAGAAUAGGAGAGGGCCUAGAACUGAGCCCUGGGGGACACCAGUGGUGAGAGCACGUGGUGCGGAGACAGAUUCUCGCCACGCCACUUGGUAGGAGCGACCGGUCAGGUAGGACGCAAUCCAAGAGUGAGCCGCGCCGGAGAUGCCCAACUCGGAGAGGGUGGAGAGGAGGAUCUGAUGGUUCACAGUAUCAAAGGCAGCAGACAGGUCUAGAAGGACAAGAGCAGAGGAGAGAGAGUUAACUUUAGCAGUGCGGAGAGCCUCCGUGACACAGAGAAGAGCAGUCUCAGUUGAAUGACCAGUCUUGAAACCUGACUGGUUUGGAUCAAGAAGGUCAUUCUGAGAGAGAUAGCAAGAGAGUUGGCUAAAGACGGCACACUCAAGAGUUUUGGAGAGAAAAGAAAGAAGGGAUACUGGUCUGUAGUUGUUGACAUCAGAGGGAUCGAGUGUUGGUUUUUUGAGAAGGGGUGCAACUCUCGCUCUCUUGAAGACGGAAGGGACAUAGCCAGCGGUCAAGGAUGAGUUGAUGGAGAAGGUCACCGGAGAUGGUCUGGAGAAGAGAGGAGGGGAUAGGGUCAAGCGGGCAGGUUGUUGGGCGGCCGGCCGUCACAAGUCGCAAGAUUUCAUCUUUAGAGAGAGGGGAGAAAGAAGUCAAAGCAUAGGGUAGGGCAGUGUGAGCAGGACCAGCAGUGUAUUUUGACUUAACAAACGAGGAUCGGAUGUCGUCAACCUUCUUUUCAAAAUGGUUGACAAAGUCAUCCACAGAGAGGGAGGGGGGGGGGGGGGGGGGGGGAUUCAGCAGGGAGGAGAAGGUGGCAAAGAGCUUCCUAGGGUUAGAGGCAGAGGCUUGGAAUUUAGAGUGGUAGAAAGUGGCUUUAGCAGCAGAAACAGAUGAAGAAAAUGUAGAGAGGAGGGAGUUAAAAGAUGCCAGGUCCGCAGGGAGUCUAGUUUUCCUCCAUUUCCGUUCGGCUGCCCGGAGCCCUGUUCUGUGAGCUCGCAAUGAGUCGUCAAGCCACGGAGCAGGAGGGGAGGACCGAGCCGGCCGGGAGGAUAGGGGACAUAGAGAGUCAAAGGAUGCAGAAAGGGAGGAGAGGAGGGUUGAGGAGGCAGAAUCAGGAGGAGAUGUGAGGGACAAGGAUUGAGCAGAGGGAAGAGAUGAUAGGAUGGAAGAGGAGAGAGUAGCGGGAGAGAGAGAGCGAAGGUUGCGACGGCGCAUUACCAUCUGAGUAGGGGCAGAGUGAGUAGUGUUGGAGGAGAGCGAGAGAGAAAAGGAUACAAAGUAGUGGUCGGAGACUUGGAGGGGAGUUGCAGUGAGAUUAGUAGAAGAACAGCAUCUAGUAAAGAUGAGGUCAAGUGUGUUGCCUGCCUUGUGAGUAGGGGGGGACGGUGAGAGGGUGAGGUCAAAUGAGGAGAGGAGUGGAAAGAAGGAGGCAGAGAGAAAUGAGUCAAAGGUAGACGUAGGGAGGUUGAAGUCACCCAGAACUGUGAGGGGUGAGCCAUCCUCAGGAAAGGAACUUAUCAAGGCGUCAAGCUCAUUGAUGAACUCUCCAAGGGAACCUGGAGGGCGAUAAAUGACAAGGAUGUUAAGCUUGAAUGGGCUAGUGACUGUGACAGCAUGGAAUUCAAAUGAGGAGAUAGACAGAUGGGUCAGGGGGAAAAGAGAGAAUGUCCACUUGGGAGAGAUGAUGAUUCCUGUGCCACCGCCGCGCUGACCAGAUGCUCUCGGGGUAUAUGAGAACACAUGAUCAGACGAGGAAAGAGCAGUAGGAGUAGCAGUGUUUUCUGUGGUAAUCCAUGUUUCCGUCAGCGCCAAGAAUUCGAGGGACUGGAGGGUGGCAUAGGCUGAGAUGAACUCUGCCUUGUUGGCCGCAGAAUGGAAGUUCCAGAGGCUACCGGAGACCUGGAACACCACGUGGGUCGUGCGUGCAGGGACCACCAGGUUAGAGAGGCAGCAGCCACGCGGUGUGAGGCGUUUGUAUAGCCUGUGCGGAGAGGAGAGAACAGGGAUAGACAGAGGCAUAGUUGACAGGCUACAGAAAAUGGCUACAAUAAUGCAAAGGAGAUCGGAAUGAAAUGAACUAAACAUCUGGGAAAGCGAGAGAGCGGGGCCUCCCUCACUUACGUUUCACUGAAACACCCAAAUAUAACUCUCCCAACUUCCACCUCAGAUACUAUAAAACUACAGCGGUUCAAUGUUUUCUAGGAAUAGACUAACUUAGUGUAUUCAGCUAGCUAACAUGGUACAGUAUUCUUUUGUGAAAACCGUCCAGGGCACCUAGUCAUAUGAUGCCACAGCCAACUAGCAUGCCGGCCUCCAACAACACGGUUUAGCACCAAUACUCGGCCACAACAAACCACCAGUGUGUCAACACGCCAAGCAGAUCAUUCGUGUCCUUGUCUAACUUUGUGGGUUAGUCCCGACAGCUUGAGCGAGUCCGUCGUCAACUUAUUCAGCCAGUUAGUUAGCUAGAAUAGUUAGCAUACUAUCUAGCCAUUGCUUUCUACCAACGAAGAAACCCGUCCUCCCACGGCACAAACACACAGAGAGAGCCAAGCUAACGUUAACUAGUCACCCAUGUCCCGAAUUCCCUUGAACGGCUACCAGUAUGUAAUAACAAAACACAAAUGUACAGUGAGGGAAAAAAGUAUUUGAUCCCCUGCUGAUUUUGUACGUUUGCCCACUGACAAAGACAUGAUCAGUCUAUAAUUUUAAUGGUAGGUGUAUUUGAACAGUGAGAGACAGAAUAACAACAAAAAAAUCCAGAAAAACGCAUGUCAAAAAUGGUAUAAAUUGAUUUGCAUUUUAAUGAGGGAAAUAAGUAUUUGACCCCUCUGCAAAACAUGACUUAGUACUUGGUGGCAAAACCCUUGUUGGUAAUCACAGAGGUCAGACGUUUCUUGUAGUUGGCCACCAGGUUUGCACACAUCUCAGGAGGGAUUUUGUCCCACUCCUCUUUGCAGAUCUUCUCCAAGUCAUUAAGGUUUUGAGGCUGACGUUUGGCAACUCGAACCUUCAACUCCCUCCACAGAUUUUCUAUGGGAUUAAGGUCUGGAGACUGGCUAGGCCACUCCAGGACCUUAAUGUUCUUCUUCUUGAGCCACUCCUUUGUGGCCUUGGCUGUGUGUUUUGGGUCAUUGUCAUGCUGGAAUACCCAUCCACGACCCAUUUUCAAUGCCCUCGCUGAGGGAAGGAGGUUCUCACCCAAGAUUUGACGGUACAUGGCCCCGUCCAUUGUCCCUUUGAUGCGGUGAAUUUGUCCUGUCCCCUUAGCAGAAAAACACCCCCAAAGCAUAAUGUUUCCACCUCCAUGUUUGACGGUGGGGAGGGUGUUCCUGGGGUCAAAGGCAGCAUUCCUCCUCCUCCAAAUACGGCAAGUUGACUUGAUGCCAAAGAACUCGAUUUUGGUCUCAUCUGACCACAACACUUUCACCCAGUUCUCCUCUGAAUCAUUCAGAUGUUCAUUGGAAAACUUCAGACGGCCCUGUAUAUGUGCUUUCUUGAGCAGGGGGACCUUGCGGGCGCUGCAGGAUUUCAGUCCUUCACGGCGUAGUGUGUUACGAAUUGUUUUCUUGGUGACUAUGGUCCCAGCUGCCUUGAGAUCAUUGACAAGAUCCUCCCAUGUAGUUCUGGGCUGAUUCCUCACCGUUCUCAUGAUCAUUGCAACUCCACGAGGUGAGAUCUUGCAUGGAGCCCCAGGCCGAGGGAGAUUGACAUUUAUUUUGUGUUUCUUCCAUUUGCGAAUAAUCGCACCAACUGUUGUCACCUUCUCACCAAGCUGCUUGGCAAUGGUCUUGUAGCCCAUUCCAGCCUUGUGUAGGUCUACAAUCUUGUCCCUGACAUCCUUGGAGAGCUCUUUGGUCUUGGCCAUGGUGGAGAGUUUGUAAUCUGAUUGAUUGAUUGCUUCUGUGGACAGGUGUCGUUUAUACAGGUAACAAACUGAGAUUAGAAGCACUUCCUUUAAGAGUGUGCUCUUAAUCUCAGCUCAUUACCUGUAUAAAAGACACCUGGGAGCCAGAAUUCUUACUGAUUGAGAGGGGGUCAAAUACAUAUUUCCCUCAUUCAAAUGCAAAUCAAUUUAUAACAUUUUUGACAUGCGCUUUUCUGGAUUUUUUUGUUGUUAUUCUGUCUCUCACUAUUCAAAUAAACCUACCAUUAAAAUUAUAGACUGAUCAUUUCUUUGUCAGUGGGCAAACAUACAAAAUCAGCAGGGGAUCAAAUACCUUUUUUCCCUCACUGUAGGUUAUAACUUACCCCUAGCAGCUACUGUUAGCUAGCCAAGUGCAAAGCUAGCCACUGAAUCGAUUCGGCCAGUUCGCGUCUGUUAGCUAGGUCGUUCCAGCUAUUGUUUAGUAGCUAUCCAGGUAGCAACAAGCAAGCUACAUUUCUAGCACAGUAGCUACUUACUACCUAACGUUAACGCUUCAGACAAUGAGGUUAGAAAUACAGCUUUAUGGUAGGCAUUAUUGUAUGUAAUUAUUGUAGACAUUUAGCUGGCGUAAUUACAGGUACUCUCAGGCGUGAAACAACUAUCCACAGUUGCUAAUAGUUACCAGUAGCUACCCGCUAGCUAGUCCAGGUAGUGGGUUAGCUAGCUUCGUGCUUCACGGGGCUCAGUCGAAUACAAUACUUACCUACAAUAAUUACAUACAACAACCCACGAUAACUACCUACAAUACCUAACUACAAUCUAAAUACAUAGUUUAAGCUUUACUCGACAAAGCUUAAACUAUGUAUAUCAGCCAUUUAAGCCAAGCUUACCUCCCGCCAGAGAGAGACACAACCUCACCCGAUGACAACGACACAGCUCAAUGUGUUUUUUAAUGAGGGAAAUAAGUAUUUGACCCCUCUGCAAAACAUGACUUAGUACUUGGUGGCGAAACCAGCAGGGGAUCAAAUACUUUUUUAUUUAUUUAGGCUUAGUCCUGUAUGAAAUGAGAAACGGGUAGAAUGAUAGAUGGGAUGAUUGCAGAAUUAAUCUAUUAGUCUACUGGAUUUGAACAGUGAAUGUUCUGAGUAGAGCAAACACUGCUAGAGAUACUACUGGCCAUCAAUCUGUUUCAUGUUAUGUGAUGAUUUAAUCACAAUUCAAUAAUGGAGUCAUUAAUUAAUUUACCUGCAAAAAUAGCGCCUUUCUGACAGUCACCUCACCUGCUUUUUUUGUACAGGUUACAUGACUAGGUCUUGAGCAGGUUUUUAGUGGUUAAACUGUAAACACUCGUCUGUUUCUCUCCGGUGAUUCACAGUACUGUAAAAUAACUGUCUGUUUCUCUCAGGUGAUUCACAGUACUGUGAAAUAACUAUUGUCAGUUUCUCUCAGGUGAUUUACAGUCCUGUAAAAUAACUAUUGUCUGUUUCUCUCAGGUGAUUCACAGUACUGUGAAAUAACUAUUGUCUGUUUCUCUCAGGUGAUUCACAGUACUGUAAAAUAACUCAUCUGUUUCUCUCAGGUGAUUCACAGUACUGUAAAAUAACUAUUGUCUGUUUCUCUCAGGUGAUUUAUAGUACUGUAAAAUAACUAUUGUCUUUUUCUCUCAGGUGAUUCACAGUACUGUAAAAUAACUAUUGUCUGUUUCUCUCAGGUGAUUCACAGUACUGUAAAAUAACUUGUCUGUUUCUCACAGGUGAUUCACAGUACGAGCCAUAAGGUGAUGGUGGUGAAGAUCUAUAAGAAUGAUGUGGACCAGGAUAGCAUCGUGCGUGAGAUCAGCCUACUGCAGAAACUCUCCCAUCCCAACAUAGUCAGGUAUUAGUCAGUUACUCACACCUUUUUGUGAUGAUCACUUAUAAUAUUUGGUAUAUGACAUUAUUGAUACCAUGUAAUAAUUUAGCAUAAUUGCUUAUUAAUUAACAUGGUUUAUCACAUUAGCAUAUUAAUAAGAAUCAGUAUCAUCAGUCUGGCAAAUUCACAUAAAUAUUAAUAGAUGCAUUGUACCUGUCAAAUAAAUGUAAUAAAUGAAAUGAAAAUUGUUUAGAUAAGAUUAGGCCUGAUAAGCUUAUAAUGUUUGACUGUUAGCAUUUAUGUAAGAUUAAUAUCUGUAUUAGUACUAGUAUUAGUAAUACAUUAUGAAUGGGAAUGCUGGGAUGCUGUGUGUACUUUCUGUGGUGCAGUCAAUGGCUCAGGAACAUAAUGAUCUAGUAGUCACAAAGGCCUAUUCUACCCCUCUGAAGUGGUUACAUAAGCCAUGAAGGCAUAGUGGAUGUUAUGACAUGCACCAUAGAAUCAUGGCAUACCUUUCCUGAAUUCCAGUCCAAAAUAUAUGGUAUUAUACUGUAUUUUGUACUUCCAGUCAUACUUAUACUGAAUAUACAGUGGGGAAAAAAAGUAUUUAGUCAGCCACCAAUUGUGCAAGUUCUCCCACUUAAAAAGAUGAGAGAGGCCUGUAAUUUUUAUCAUAGGUACACGUCAACUAUGACAGACGAAUUGAGAAAAGAAAUUCCAGAAAAUCACAUUGUAGGAUUUUUAAUAAAUUUAUUUGCAAAUUAUGGUGGAAAAUAAGUAUUUGGUCACCUACAAACAAGCAAGAUUUCUGUCUCUCACAGACCUGUAACUUCUUCUUUAAGAGGCUCCUCUGUCCUCCACUCGUUACCUGUAUUAAUGGCACCUGUUUGAACUUGUUAUCAGUAUGAAAGACACCUGUCCACAACCUCAAACAGUCACACUCCAAACUGCACUAUGGCCAAGACCAAAGAGCUGUUAAAGGACACCAGAAACAACAUUGUAGACCUGCACCAGGCUGGGAAGACUGAAUCUGCAAUAGGUAAGCAGCUUGGUUUGAAGAAAUCAACUGUGGGAGCAAUUAUUAGGAAAUGGAAGACAUACAAGACCACUGAUAAUCUCCCUCAAUCUGGGGCUCCACGCAAGAUCUCACCCUGUGGGGUCAAAAUAAUCACAAGAACGGUGAGCAAAAAUCCCCGAACCACACGGGGGGACCUAGUGAAUGACCUGCAGAGAGCUGGGACCAAAGUAACAAAGCCUACCAUCAGUAAGACUCUAUGCCGCCAGGGACUCAAAUCCUGCAGUGCCAGACGUGUCCCCCUGCUUAAGCCAGUACAUGUCCAGGCCCGUCUGAAGUUUGCUAGAGUGCAUUUGGAUGAUCCAGAAGAGGAUUGGGAGAAUGUCAUAUGGUCAGAUGAAACCAAAAUAGAACUUUUUGGUAAAAACUCAACUCGUCGUGUUUGGAGGACAAAGAAUGCUGAGUUGCAUCCAAAGAACACCAUACCUACUGUGAAGCAUUGGGGUGGAAACAUCAUGCUUUGGGGCUGUUUUUCUGCAAAGGGACCAGGACGACUGAUCCGUGUAAAGGAAAGAAUGAAUGGGGCCAUGUAUCGUGAGAUUUUGAGUGAAAACCUCCUUCCAUCAGCAAGGGCAUUGAAGAUGAAAUGUGGCUGGGUCUUUCUGCAUGACAAUGAUCCCAAACACACCGCCCGGGCAACGAAGGAGUGGCUUCGUAAGAAGCAUUUCAAGGUCCUGUAGUGGCCUAGCCAGUCUCCAGAUCUCAACCCCAUAGAAAAUCUUUGGAGGGAGUUGAAAGUCUGUGUUGCCCAGCGACAGCCCCAAAACAUCACUGCUCUAGAGGAGAUCUGCAUGGAGGAAUGGGCCAAAAUACCAGCAACAGUGUGUGAAAACCUUGUGAAGACUUACAGAAAACGUUUGACCUGUGUCAUUGCCAACAAAGGGUAUAUAACAAAGUAUUGAGAAACUUUUGUUAUUGACCAAAUACUUAUUUUCCACCAUAAUUUGCAAAUAAAUUCAUAAAAAAUCCUACAAUGUGAUUUUCUGGAUUUUUUUCCCUCAUUUUGUCUGUCAUAGUUGACGUGUACCUAUGAUGAAAAUUACAGGCCUCUCUCAUCUUUGUAAGUGGGAGAACUUGCACAAUUGGUGGCUGACUAAAUACUUUUUUCCCCCACUGUAGCUACCCAGUCUUCACCUUUGUCUCAAGACAUCUCCAGACAUCUUCAUUUAUAUGUCUUAAGAGGUCUCAAGACAUGUCUCAAGAUGACUCCAGACAUGGUGAAGGCUGGGUAUAUAUACACAUGCUGCUGAGUCUUUGAGGUGCAGUCAUGGCCACAGCGGGAGGGACAUUGUACUACCUUGUCACGUAGGCCAGCUCUACCCUUAUGAAGUGGUUACAUAAGGUGUGAAGGCAUCGUGUUUGUCCAAGCAAUCUUAUUUUAGCCUUUCUUUCAAGGCCACAGUAUCAGUGGUUAUCAAACAGCACAGUUUAUCUGCUGAGGUCAGAGAGUAGAGAGUCAGUGAUGAAAGUGAAUAUGAGUCCAAUACAAUAUGUACCUGGAACAGAUAGGGCAUCCAUCCCUCUGUGAGUGGGCCCUACUCAAACAAUGGUGUGAAAAUCAGAAUGAUUUCUAAUGUUGGAGCCUGAGAACAUUGCCUUCCUCAGACACAGUGUUUCAAUCCCAAGUGGCACCCUAUUCCCUAUAUAGUAAACUACUUUUAACCAGGGCCCACAAGGUGCCAUUUGGGACGCACUCACUGUGAGAAAGGCAAUGUUAUCAGGCUCCAACGUCAGAGCAUUGUAAGGAUUUCAGUCAAGGUAUACAGUAAACCAGUGUCUGGAAUGGAUGUAGUUUUGAGGUUGUUAAUCUCGGGUGAGCACUGGCCACCGGCGAGUUUCUUGAUGUUGUGUCUGUCCACAAGAGCCUAGGUUGUUGUUGAAUGUCUGGCUCAGCUGGUCAUCAAAACAUGUUUUCAGCCCUGAGCAUCUUAUGUAACUUACUGUAUAAGUUGUGUAUAUUACGAACUGCGAGACAGAUAGUGUGAAGACCGGUGGGGCCAGGAUUUGAUCCCACGCAGGCAGGGGAUUGCAUACGUGCCAAGGGUGGUGGUCUUAUUAAACACUCAACCAUGAUCAAGCAGAUCGAUUGUAUAUUCUAAGUGUCAUUAUGAUUCCCCAUUAUAAUUAUGUUGUUGUGAUUCAUUCUAGGUAUCUGGGGAUCUGUGUGAAGGAAGAUAAACUCUACCCUAUUUUAGAGGUGAGUGUUACUUUCUCCACCUUGGAUGGAUGACGUGUUCACACUAGUGAAAUGAGUGGGGAGACACACUGUCUGUUUCUAGGACAUGUACCCUAUACAUAUAGAAGGUUGGGUUGUGUGUGUGAGCCGCUCCAUCUGGACAAAUAUGGCCUGUAGCGACUGAAACAUGUUGGUUUUUACAAUAAAGAAGUAGUUUUAUCAACUUCCAAUAGUUGGUGAAUUUCCUCCUCACUUCAGUUUGCUACUCAAUUCAUGCACCUUGGUUGGAGAACCAGCUGUGGCAGUGUUCCUUUUUCUUUGAACUCAACCCUUAUUUCCAGGUCUGUUUUAGAAUGUGAGUCUGAUGGGGUGUCUAUCUGUUUCAGUAUGUUAGUGGGGACUGAUGAGGUGUCUAUCUGUUUCAGUAUGUUAGUGGGGGCUGAUGAGGUGUCUAUCUGUUUCAGUAUGUUAGUGGAGGCUGAUGGGGUGUCUAUCUGUUUCAGUAUGUUAGUGGGGGCUGAUGGGGUGUCUAUCUGUUUCAGUAUGUUAGUGGGGGCUGAUGGGGUGUCUAUCUGUUUCAGUAUGUUAGUGGAGGCUGAUGAGGUGUCUAUCUGUUUCAGUAUGUUAGUGGAGGCUGAUGAGGUGUCUAUCUGUUUCAGUAUGUUAGUGGGGGCUGAUGAGGUGUCUAUCUGUUUCAGUAUGUUAGUGGGGGCUGAUGGGGUGUAUAUCUGUUUCAGUAUGUUAGUGGAGGCUGAUGAGGUGUCUAUCUGUUUCAGUAUGUUAGUGGAGGCUGAUGAGGUGUCUAUCUGUUUCAGUAUGUUAGUGGGGGCUGAUGGGGUGUCUAUCUGUUUCAGUAUGUUAGUGGGGGCUGAUGAGGUGUCUAUCUGUUUCAGUAUGUUAGUGGAGGCUGAUGAGGUGUCUAUCUGUUUCAGUAUGUUAGUGGGGGCUGAUGAGGUGUCUAUCUGUUUCAGUAUGUUAGUGGGGGCUGAUGGGGUGUCUAUCUGUUUCAGUAUGUUAGUGGGGGCUGAUGAGGUGUCUAUCGGUUUCAGUAUGUUAGUGGAGGCUGAUGAGGUGUCUAUCUGUUUCAGUAUGUUAGUGGAGGCUGAUGAGGUGUCUAUCUGUUUCAGUAUGUUAGUGGGGGCUGAUGAGGUGUCUAUCUGUUUCAGUAUGUUAGUGGAGGCUGAUGAGGUGUCUAUCUGUUUCAGUAUGUUAGUGGGGACUGAUGGGGUGUCUAUCUGUUUCAGUAUGUGAGGCUGAUGGGGUGUCUAUCUGUUUUUGUAUGAUAGUGGGGGCUGAUGAGGUGUCUAUCUGUUUCAGUAUGUGAGGCUGAUGGGGUGUCUAUCUGUUUCAGUAUGUUAGUGGGGGCUGAUGAGGUGUCUAUCUGUUUUUGUAUGAUAGUGGGGGCUGAUGGGGUGUCUAUCUGUUUCAGUAUGUGAGGCUGAUGGGGUGUCUAUCUGUUUCAGUAUGUUAGUGGAGGAUGUCUGGAGGAGCUGUUGGCCAGGAAGGAUGUGUCUCUGUGCUGGAGGGAGAAGGUGGACCUGGCCUGUGACAUCACCAGGGGAAUGAUCUACCUGCACUACAAGAACAUCUACCACAGGGACCUCAACUCCAAGGUACAGUUGACCAGGGGAAAACCCCACCCACAUCUACCACAGGGACCUCAACUCCAAGGUACAGUAGAUUGACUGUAGAUUAUUGUUGUAUUUGUGGUGCAUAGACCAUAAAGUAACCCAGAAAGUGAACAGGAAAAUAAGGAAGGUCCACACUCAGCAUUUGCAGUGAAAGAAAGGGGAAACUGUAUGGGAUGUUACCUCACACACUGGCUGUGUCUGAAAUGGCAACCUAUUCCCUAUAUAGUACACUACUUUUGGCCUGGCUACAGCCACUGACUGCUCUCUUUGAUAUUAGGAAAACCCCUACUCUUACAUCAACCUUUAGCAACAUCGUGCUGUGACAUCAUAUAGUGAUCACAUUGGCAGGUCUCCCUUGUAAAAGAGGUCUUCUGACCUCAAUGGGACUUCCUGGAUAAAUAAAGGUUAAAUAAAUUGGUUUUAACUGUUGUGGACAAAGCAGGGUACGGUUGAAUUGAAGCUCAUUUAGUAGUCAGACUGAGGUUGAGGAUAACUCUCUACCAUGUGAAGACAUCAGCCUAGACAAAUCGGUUGUCUCUCUCCCAGUUGCCAGGUUCCACAGAAGUGCAGGUCGGUUAUGUUAUGCAGAGGGGCCUAGCAACAAGCACAGUCCAUUGUCAUGCUAAUGUACCCACUCUGAGCGUUGUUAUUGUACGCACACACACACACAGACAGACUUGUGUACACACACACCAACAGCCAGUCCCUCUUUGUCUGGGAAAGUAGGGUCAGUGAGCAGUGGAUCAAUAGUAGAGGCCAGCCACAAUACUGCCCUCUCUCUCUCUCUCUCUCCCUCCCCCUCCUCUCUCUCUCUCUCUCUCUCUCUCUCUCUCUCUCUCUCCUCUCUCUCAUCUCUCUCUUCUCUCCCUCCUUAUCCUCUCUGCAUAUCUCCUCUCCUUCAUCUUCUCCUGUCUCUCUCUCUCUCUCUUCUCACUCUCCUCUUCCUUCUCUUUCUCCCUCACUCCUUUCUCUCUCUCUAGUCUCUUCUCUCUCUCUCACACGUGCCUCUUUUCACGACCCUCUCAUCUCUAACUAGGAUACUGGUUGACACUACUGUUCCCUUCUGACAUUGCCCUCAGGACUCCUUUGCUCUGGUUCAAUUGCUUUUCUGGAAAGCUCUUUUCUUUCCCUCAACCACGUCUCAUUUUACAGCGCCCUGCCCACUCGUACUACUUAAUUGGCAAUUGGUGGUGACACUGACGUGUUCCAUACUGACAUUUAGCACGUCACCCAGAGGGACAAUCCAUUUGGCUCUGGUCUCAAUGGUGGCAUUUUACUGGAAAGUAAUUGUUGUUUCUGCAAAGCAGUACUGUUGUUUUUCCCCCUAGACCCCCCACCGGUAUCAUUAGAGUUGGCAAAAGGAUGCACACGUCUGUCUUCACAAUUACAGAGAGUGUUUCAAAAGAGCACUGCUAGGAUUGAUGGCAGAAGGAUAUAGACAAGGUCUUUUCUCAUGUGGAAUCUGUCUCAACCUCGAGAGAAGGGACUUCAGUCUCUAUAAAUUACAGUGGAUCCAAGCCAGACGUGCAAGGUAAUUAAUUAUGUGCAGUGUAGGUUAAAACAAUUUAGGUUAAAACAAUUACUGUUUCAGUUAGAGUCACAAGGUUAGGCUGCAUAGCACAGCUCUGUCACGACUUCCGCCGAGGCUGCCUCCCCUCCUUGUUCGGGUAGGCUUCGGCGUUCGUCGUCACCGGCUUACUAGCCACUGCCGCUCCAUUAUUCAUCAUUCCAUUUGUCUGGUCUUGUCAAUCACACACACAUGCUUUGUAUCCCCGCAUUAGUCCAUGUAUAAGUGUUCCCUCUGCCCCCCUUGUCCUUGUGGGUGAUUGUUUAUUUGUGAGAGUAGUGUAGCUCGGUGGAGCUACUCGUACCUUGCAUUCGGUGAAUACCCUCCUGCGCCUGACUCCUUCUAUCACACUCAUCACAAGCUCUUCUGACAUAUCUCCUGUAGAAGCAAUCAUUAAAGUUAAAAAAUGACCAGAAUUAGGAAAGGUAUGGUGGAUGUAAUUGUAAACAAAGGUUUCGGUACCAAAUAUUAAGUUCUGCUUUUCUGAUGUAUCAAAUACAUAUAUCAUGCAAUAAAAUGCAAAUGAAUUACUUAAAAAUAAUACAAUGUGAUUUUCUGGAUUUUUGUUUUAGAUUCCGUCUCUCACAGUUGAAGUGUACUAUGAAAUAACACAUAUGGAAUCAAGGCAAAGGGUGGCUAUUUGAAGAAUCUCAAAUAUAAAAUAUAUUUUGAUUUGUUCAACACUUAUUUGGUUACUACAUGAUUCCAUAUGUGUUAUUUCAUAGUUUUGAUGUCUUCACUAUUAUCCUACAAUGUAGAAAAUAGUACAAAUAAAGAAAAACCCUUGAAUGAGUAGGUGUUCUAAAACUUUUGACUGGUACUGUAUAGGGAAUAUGGCGUCAUUUGGGACGCAGCCUUGGUUGCAGUUUAGACUAAUUCCUUAGAUUUCCAGUGGCACAACCCUUUUUUAAUUCCCCCUGAAACUCUCCAUUCUAGAUCUGUUUUUCCUGGAACUGUUGUUUUCUUUGGCUCUGAGGUGAGGGCCCAUGCUAAAUUUAGCGGUCAGGUUUGGUGCUUGGAGCGAUACCCAGAUUGCCCAAUAAUCACAGGCUGCUGAAUGAAAACACUGGAGAGAGAGGGCCUGUGGUGUGGGCUCCCUUUGUAAUGACCUCUAGAUGCUGAGGAGAUGUCAGCCAGCCAGUUGGCCAGUCAGCCAGCCAGCCAGCCAGGGCCUUCCCUCCCUCCUUCCCCUCCUCCUGCUUACCCUCAUCAGCAGUUCCUGCUCUGCUCCACACCCCUGUCUGCCUAUCUGUCAAUUUUUCUGCCUGUCUACAUGCCUUCUUUUUGCCGGCUUGCUUCUCUUCCUGACUCUCUCUGCCUGUCUAUCUGCCUGUCUGUCGCUGCCUGCCUGUCUGCCUCUCUACACUCCAACCUGUCUGACCAUCUUUCAGCCUGUCUGCCUCUGCCCUGCUUGCCUGCCUCUCUGCCUGCCUACAUUUCUGUCUGUCUGCCUGCCCUGCCUGUCUCUUUGCCUGUCUGCCUGUCUGUCUGCUUGUUGCCUGCUUGCCUGCUUGCCUCUGUUCCUGACUCUCUCGCUCUCUCUAUCUCUGCCUGCCUGUCUCUCUGCUUGCUUGACUUAUGUAACCGCUCCACUACCUUGUGUCCUCUAGAGUAGCUCACCCACUCUUACUGAGCCCAUCCAGCCCACUGGUGCUCUCUCCACACCUACAGUAAACCACCUACUAUGGUAAUCAACACCCCAACUCACAUGGCUACAGUUGGGCUUUGUUCUCUGUAUGCAUAGAUGCCAAAGCAGGUGGAUUAUCUACCCUGUAGCCCAUCAGCAGAGCCCAGGUAAGGACUGAAAAAUUUAGCAUGGUUGGGAGGUGAUUAGUGCAGACCCCAUUGAGUCAGGCUAUUUAAGAGUGUCUGGUCUGGCUGUCUGUAUGUAGGGUCUCACCUUCAUAAUUUGUAAGUCGCUCUGGAUAAGAGCGUCUGCUAAAUGAUGUAAAUGUAAUACUGUCUUCGUCCCAAAUGGCACCCUAUUCCCUACAAAGUGCACUACUUUUGACCUGAGCCCUAUAUGGGCCCUGUUCAAAAGUAGUGGACUAUAGGGGAUAGGGUGCCAUUUGGGACACACACACUGUUAUAUCUGCUUACACUAUGGAGAGAAUCAAGAGAUCUGCCACGAGAUGUCUAUCAACACGUUUACUCAGCUUUCCCUAUAGGCCUGAUUUGAUUUGCUCAGGUAGCUAAAGAAGCAUUAUGUAGACCCACAGGCAGGUAUAAAGUGUGAGAUUCGAAGGCAGAGAAUGUUCAGUUGAGUUGUCUGUAUAUUCAGACCGACUAUUGGUGUGAUGUACUAAAAUAGUGUUAGACUGCUCUCUGGUGGUAAGCAGGUGUCAUAACAGAAAUGCUUAGAGUGGCAGUACUACUGUAGACUGAAUCUAUCCUUAUUGUAUAACAUGCUGUUCAUUUGGCUGGAUGUCAUGUUGAAAUGGCUUGGCAUACUGCGGUGUACUGUGGAAAAUCAUUUUAGAUAUAGUGUAUUUAUACAUGUUUUUGGUAUAUUGAUUUGUAUACUGUGGUCCAAUGUGUCAGUGCCACGGUUGGGUGUUCAAUUCCCACUGGGCCACCCAUAUGCAAAGGUAUGCAGACACUAAUGAAAAAUUGCUUUAGAUUAAAGUGUCUGCUUAACACUAGAACCGCCUGGCAUACAUAUAUAUAUACACACACACAUAUAUACACACACACACACACACAUAUAUAUAUACAGUGAGGUAAAAAAGUAUUUGAUCCCCUGCUGAUUUUGUACGUUUGCCCACUGACAAAGACAUGAUCAGUCUAUAAUUUUAAUGGAGGUUUAUUGGAACAGUGAGAGACAGAAUAACAACAACAAAAUCCAGAAAAACGCAUGUCAAAAAUAUUAUAAAUUGAUUUGCAUUUUAAUGAGGGAAAUAAGUAUUUGACCCCUCUGCAAAUCAUUACUUAGUACUUGGUGGCAAAACCCUUGUUGGCAAUCACAGAGGUCAGACGUUUCUUGUAGUUGGCCACCAGGUUUGCACACAUCUCAGGAGGGAUUUUGUCCCACUCCUCUUUGCAGAUCUUCUCCAAGUCAUUAAGGUUUCGAGCCUGACGUUUGGCAACUCGAACCUUCAGCUCCCUCCACAGAUUUUCUAUGGGACACUCUUAAAGGGAGUGCUCCUAAUCUCAGUUUGUUACCUGUAUAAAAGACACCUGUUCACAGAUGCAAUCAAUCAAUCAGAUUCCAAACUCUACACCAUGGCCAAGACCAAAGAGCUCUCCAAGGAUGUCAGGGACAAGAUUGUAGACCUACACUACAAGAAACAUCUGACCUCUGUGAUUGCCAACAAGGGUUUUGCCACCAAGUACUAAGUAUUGUUUCGCAGAGGGGUCAAAUACUUAUUUCCCUCAUUAAAAUGCAAAUCAAUUUAUAACAUUUUUGACAUGCGUUUUUCUCGAUUUUUGUUGUUGUUAUUCUCUCUCACUGUUCAAAUAAACCUACCAUUAAAAUGAUAGACUGAUCAUGUCUUUGUCAGUGGGCAAACGUACAAAAUCAGCAGGGGAUCAAAUACUUUUUUCCCUCACUGUAUAUAAUAAUAUAUAUGUAUAUACUGACAUGUGGAUUUGUGUAUGUCUGACUCUGCAGAACUGUCUGAUCCGUGUGACGGCGCGGGGCAGGGAGGCCCUGGUCACAGACUUUGGCCUGGCCAGAGAAGUGGUGGAGCUGCCGGUUAAAGACCCGGAGAGGAAGCUCUCCCUGGUGGGAUCUGCCUUCUGGAUGGCCCCAGAGAUGCUGCGUGGGGAACCCUACGAUCGCAAGGUAAGGAUACGUCACCAAGACCCUUCAAUCGAGUAAAUAGCCUUGUCUGAGUCAAAACUGACCAUAGGGCAGGAGGCCCACAAGGCCACUGAGUUGGUCCAUUUGAGAAGAUGUGGUCAAAAAUACUCCGGGUAGAAAGUUAGAGAGCUUUGUCAUAUCUUAGUAUCCUAGUAGUUGGAACACAGUUCAUCGUUGGUUGGAACUCUGUAUGACAGACUUGGUUCUGUGUUCUCACCAGGUGGAUGUAUUUUCCUUUGGAAUUAUGCUCUGUGAAAUACUGGCAAGGAUCCCUGCAGACCCAGAGAUUCUACCAAGAACCCAGGUAAAGCUCUACUCUGUAUUUACAUUAUAUACGACCAUAAGUGGAAAAGGCUUUGUUCAUUUUGACACACACUAGCACAAACACACAUAUAUAGAUACACGUAUAGAAGUACAUGAGACAUACAGUAUAUCUACAUAGAUCCAGGUUUUCUACAAUGUGUGAAAGCUCUGUCAUGCACCAUGUGUGAAAUCUCUGGCAUGUACCAUGUGUGAAAGCUCUGCCCUAUUAACCAUGUGUAAUGACUGCUAGGCAUGUGUGUGUGUGUGUGUGUGUGUGUGUGUGUGUGUGUGUGUGUGUGUGUGUGUGUGUGUGUGUGUGUGUGUGUGUGUGUUUGACAGGACUAUGGCCUGGAUGUGAGUGCGUUUAGGGAUCUGGUGAGCGGGUGUCCUCAGCGCGUGUUGGAGCUGGCAGCCAGCUGCUGUCUGGUGAGUAGAUACAGUACAGUAUACUUUACAGUACAGUUCAUACAGUAUACUUUACAGCAUAGUUCAUACAGUAUACUUUACAGCAUAGUUCAUACAGUAUAUUUUACAGCAUAGUUCAUACAGUAUACUUUACAGCGUAGUUCAUACAGUAUACUUUACAGUCUGGUGAGUAGAUGUAGUAAAGUAUACUUUACAGUACAGUUCAUACAAUUAUGUAGGGCUGAACCUGCCGAGUUGAAUGUUUUAAUUAUACCCUAUGCCCGGGCUUUUCUCUGUUUAAUUUUACAAUUUGUAUCAUGUUAAAUAUUAGCCUCUAUUGGGAGCCACCGUCAGUAAUACCCACAUACAUUUAUAACUGUCACUUUAGUGUUCAAUUUGUAGCCUACAUUUUGCAUCAUUCCAUUCCAUUCCGUUUCCCUUUCUUUCCUCUGUCACGUCCAUGCAAGUUGUUCCUGAGGGUCACUAGCAUUAGUGGAUCAUAUUAGGAUAACUUUGUGCAGUAAUUUGGGACAUGUAGCCUAUUUGAAUCAUUAUGGAACUCAGACCACACGUAGAAGGUUAAACCUGGAGCCUGGAGCACGGUUCACGACGACUGACCAGACCAACUACUGUGAAGCAUAUAGGAAAGGCGUGCGUAGGAAAGGCGUAAUUUCCUAAGCCGGAAUCAGGCCCAAAGCGUCUUAAAGUGGAAAUGCUGAUCUAGGAUCAGGUCCUCCGUGUCCAAAUCGUAUUUAUUAUAAUAUUAAUAACAAAACUGAUCCUAUAUACGCACUCCUACUCUGAGACGCUUUGUGAACAGUUAGUUUUAAACCCCAGACAAGGCCCAGUACUGAUCCUUGUGCUUCCUCUGUGUGUUCAGAUGGAGUCCUUCAGGAGACCGGCAUUCACAGAGCUGCUGGAUGAACUGGGGGAGAUCGCUGAGACUCUGGAACCGCCCCCUAACCCGCCCCCUAACUCAGAGCUGACCACUGGGUGAGCUGCCUGGGUUGGCCGAAGCCCCACCCACCCACCCAUCUAUCCUGAGGAGGACUGGAGGACUUAUAUAGUGUAUGAUGUUUUACCAGGGCCUUGUGCUCUGGUCAAAAGUAGUGCACUAUAUAGGAAAUAGGGUGCCAUUUGGGACGCAACAAUAGACAGUUGCACAGGGUCAGGGGGCAGGGGCACAACACUUCACCAGGAUGACCUCUCUAUAGGGGCUGACCUCUCUGUUUGUGCCUACCUACACCACACCUAAACUGCACCUACAGAUGUGUCGGUGGGUGGCUCCACAACUUUCAAAUGAGACACUGGUGGAUUGAUGGAUGGAAUAGACCGUAUGUAUCUUGAAGAGAGAGUUUCUUUGGAAGGUUUCUUUGAAUGCUUUAUUUGACCAGUUCACACACUUUGUGUACAGUUGAUUAUUUCACCUAGGUGAUAGAAGUUGGGCAUAAUUUUUUUUAAAGGCAUGUCUUUCCUUAAUUUACAUUUUCUUAAUCUUAAUCUCAUACGCUGCUUUUUUGUUUAAAUUUGUUGUGUUGUUGUUGUUAAUGUUAAUGACAGUGUUUAGUGAUGUAACUGAUGAUGAUGAGGAUAAAGAUCAUGAUGAUGAGGAGGAGGAUGGUGAUGGAGGAGGA